This is a messenger RNA of Zingiber officinale, 1953 nucleotides long. Its product is annotated as flavonoid 3'-monooxygenase CYP75B137-like. NCBI's taxonomy places the organism in Eukaryota, Viridiplantae, Streptophyta, Magnoliopsida, Zingiberales, Zingiberaceae. Gene Ontology annotation, molecular function: monooxygenase activity; oxidoreductase activity, acting on paired donors, with incorporation or reduction of molecular oxygen; iron ion binding. The record is from RefSeq and is a predicted model, not a curated record. Bases 212 to 1771 code for a protein of 519 amino acids. The transcript is spliced from 2 exons.
UUGGAGAAGAGGUAGUUGGUAUAACGUGCGGAAACGGCGCUGCCACAUCUCCCCUUCUCCAGAAGGAAAUGCAAGUAUGCAACGACCGUUCCUGCUCGUCCAAACGGCUUUCUUCAGCACUCGGUCGCUGUCUUCCUCCCCUCACUCCGCUUUAUAAACCGAUCGAGUGGCCAUCUAGCUCCAUGCUAUCGACAAGGCAGAUUGAACAACCAUGUUUGAGCUUCUCCUACUCUUCAUCCCCAUUCUUCUCUCUUGCUUCUUCCUCUUCUAUUACAAGCCGACGCCUCGAGGCGGCGGCGCCAGACAGCUCCCUCCCGGACCCCGCGGGUGGCCGGUUCUCGGCAACUUGCCCCAGCUCGGCGCCAAGCCGCACCGCACCCUCCAUGCUCUGUCCAAGAUCUACGGUCCUCUGUUUCGCCUCCGCUUUGGCGUCAGCGAAGUCGUAGUGGCCGCAUCCGCCGACGUCGCCUCGCAGUUCCUACGUGUGCAUGACGCCAACUUCAGUGACCGCCCGCCCAACUCCGGCGCCGAGCACGUGGCCUAUAACUACCAGGACCUCGUCUUCGCGCCCUACGGCCAGCGGUGGCGCUACCUCCGUAAGCUCUGUUCCGUCCACCUUUUUAGCGCUAAGGCUCUCGGCGACCUCCGGUGGGUUCGCGAGGGUGAGGUGGGGCUCCUGGUGCGCGCGCUCGUCCACGGAAGGACGGAGGUCAACGUUGGGAAGGCUGUGAACGUGUGCGCGACCAACGCGCUGGCGCGGGCCAUGCUGGGGCGGCGGGUGUUCGAGGAGGAGGGCGCGGAGUCGGGCGAGUUCAAAGAGAUGGUGGUGGAGCUGAUGAGGCUAGCCGGGGAGUUCAACGUCGGUGACUUCGUGCCGUGGCUGAGGUGGCUCGACCCUCAGGGCGUGGUGGCACAGAUGAAGCGGCUGCACCGCAGGUAUGACGAGAUGCUUGACGGGAUCAUGGUGGAGCACCGCCGUGGGGAGGUGGCCGCCGGCAGAGGAGAAGGAGAACGGAGGGACUUGUUGAGCGUUCUGAUAGCUCUGAAGGAGAAAGGGGACGACGAAGGCGAGGGCGGCAAGCUUACCGACACCAACAUCAAGGCCUUGCUACUGAAUUUAUUCACGGCCGGAACGGACACCUCGUCGAGCACGGUGGAGUGGGCGCUAGCGGAGCUGAUCCGGCACCCGGCCUGGCUCCGGCGAUUGCAGGCGGAGCUGGAUGCGGCGGUGGGCAAAGCGCGGCUGGUGCAGGAGGCGGACCUGCCGAAUCUUACCCUGCUGCAGGCGGUGGUGAAGGAGACGUUCCGGCUGCACCCGUCGACGCCGCUCUCUCUCCCGCGGGUGGCGGCGGAGGCGUGCGAGGUGGGGGGCUUCUGCGUGCCCAAGGGCGCGACGCUGCUGGUGAACGUGUGGGCCAUCACUCACGAUCCCGCGUCGUGGGGCCCUCUGGCGGCGGAGUUCCAACCGGACCGGUUCCUCCCCGGCGGCAAGCACGAGCGGGUCGACCUCAAGGGGAACGACUUCGAGCUGAUCCCGUUCGGCGCCGGGCGGCGGAUCUGCGCCGGCAUGAGUCUGGGGAUACGCAUGGUGCAGCUGAUGACGGCGACGUUGGUGCACGCCUUCGACUGGGCUCUGCCGGAGGGGCAGACGCCGGAGAAGCUGGACAUGGAGGAGGCCUACGGGCUGACGCUGCAGCGGGCGGUGCCGUUGAUGGCCCACCCAGUGCCCCGGCUCGUUGCCGAAGCCUACGACAGCAUUACACCUAAUUAAAACCUAACAAGGCUCUCAGUCAAGCUACAAGUAGUCUCUCUCACACGCAGAACGAUCGGACACAAAUCUUAUGUGAUAGGGAAGAAAGUCGAUUCGGUCGUGUCAGGGUGUAAGUAAUAUGGGCUCGGUCUAAAUUUGCUGAAAGGCAAUAUCUACAUCAACUCUUUUUAUUUUGAUUUUCA